This is a messenger RNA of Triticum dicoccoides, 568 nucleotides long. RefSeq names its product ribosome production factor 2 homolog. Gene Ontology annotation, molecular function: rRNA binding. The transcript is spliced from 5 exons. NCBI's taxonomy places the organism in Eukaryota, Viridiplantae, Streptophyta, Magnoliopsida, Poales, Poaceae. Gene Ontology annotation, biological process: maturation of LSU-rRNA from tricistronic rRNA transcript (SSU-rRNA, 5.8S rRNA, LSU-rRNA); ribosomal large subunit assembly. Gene Ontology annotation, cellular component: nucleolus. The record is from RefSeq and is a predicted model, not a curated record. The coding region runs from base 123 to 350 and encodes 75 amino acids.
UUUUCGUGCCGAUUGAGCCCUUGAGGGACGCGCAGUUUAUUCUCCUGCGCCGCAGCCACCUCCAGGACGCUGGCGUGCCCUGCCUUCUCCCCGGAGCUAAAAGUUUACAGAAGAAGCCAGCUAUGAGGACUCCUGGUCAUGCUAAGAAGGUGAAAAAUGUGACGAAUGAUGCAAUUGACGGCAAGCGGGGCAUGAUCUACAUUCCAGACCAGAAGAUUUCAAAAUUGACCUUAACAAAAGACAUAAAGGGUCUGAAGCGGGAGCGCCGUGACGCCAAGAAAAACAAGGGGCACUUGAAGAAGCAAAAGCUGAGGAAGAAGAAGAAGCCCGCUCCCAGGAGUGCAAAAUGAAGGCGAGUGAAAGCCAUGACUCAAGUGACACGCACCAGCUGAACCAAUUGUCUCCUUAGCGUCUUAACAUCGUCCGUAAAAUUUAAGCUUUGUACUGGCUACCUUAAAGUCACUGCCGGGUUUAAACACCUUAAUCAUCACAGCGAUCUUUUGAAAAUAGUUUCUGCCAAAUGCAAGGUCUUAUGUAUGGGUCUAGUGUAGUGUCAAAAACGCUCUUA